GGGGUGACGUCAGGCGCGGGGGAAACGAAAUGAAAACAGCCGGCGCUCGCGCCCCCUCGAAAUCGGCUUUCAACCGACCUUCAUCCGCGUGAGCGCGCGCUCCCGGACAUAUGCCGCGAGUUUACGUAAGUGCGUGCGCGCACCACGGAGCCGCGCGCCGGUUUUUUCUCUCUCUCUCCUUCCCCACAGUCACAGUGACGGACGGCGCCGAGAUCCUCAGGGGUCCCGAAUUCAUGUGACUUAUUUAUAAUUAAAUUUUAAUUCCCCCCCCCCCUCCUCCUCCCUUCCCCAAGCUUUUAUUUUUCUUUCCUCCUCCUCCUCCCUACUAAUUUAAAGAAAAGCUUUGCCCGGCAAUUAUGGACAAUAAGGCGUUCACCAAGGAGCUGGACGAUUGGAUCGAGCAGCUGAACGAGUGCAAGCAACUCAACGAGAACCAAGUGCGAACCCUGUGCGAGAAGGCUAAAGAAAUUCUUACAAAAGAAUCAAAUGUGCAGGAGGUGCGAUGUCCUGUCACAGUGUGUGGUGAUGUCCAUGGGCAGUUUCAUGAUCUCAUGGAAUUAUUCAGAAUUGGGGGCAAAUCUCCAGAUACCAAUUACCUUUUCAUGGGAGAUUAUGUUGACAGAGGUUAUUACUCCGUUGAAACUGUCACACUACUUGUAGCAUUAAAGGUUCGUUAUCGGGAACGUAUCACAAUAUUGCGAGGGAACCAUGAAAGCAGACAGAUCACACAAGUAUAUGGGUUUUAUGAUGAAUGCCUAAGGAAAUAUGGAAAUGCUAGUGUUUGGAAGUACUUUACAGACCUGUUUGAUUAUCUCCCUUUGACAGCCUUAGUGGAUGGUCAAAUUUUCUGUCUGCAUGGCGGCCUCUCUCCAUCCAUAGAUACAUUGGAUCAUAUUCGAGCCUUGGAUCGUCUACAAGAGGUGCCUCACGAGGGUCCAAUGUGUGAUUUGUUGUGGUCGGAUCCUGAUGAUCGUGGCGGUUGGGGGAUUUCUCCACGUGGUGCUGGAUACACUUUUGGACAAGAUAUUUCUGAAACUUUUAACCAUGCAAAUGGACUUACUCUGGUGUCUCGAGCUCAUCAGCUUGUAAUGGAGGGAUACAACUGGUGCCAUGAUCGAAAUGUGGUAACGAUAUUCAGUGCUCCAAAUUAUUGUUAUCGCUGUGGUAAUCAAGCUGCUAUUAUGGAGCUAGAUGACACGCUGAAGUAUUCUUUCCUUCAGUUUGAUCCAGCGCCUCGCCGUGGGGAGCCUCAUGUCACUCGUCGUACUCCAGAUUAUUUCCUGUAAAGAGUUCUUAAUUGUACACUAUAACCACGCCAGCAGGUCACCUGCUACAGAAAAAGCAACAAUAAUUUAAAUGUUUUUCUAAAAUUACUCCUGUUUGUCACAACUUAAUAGCAUUAAACACGGACCAAAUGUGCCAUACUGAAGGUAGUCCUAUGCCUGGAGCAUUGAGCACAAUUUAAUAGAGAUUAUUAUCUCUGUUUUGUUUCAGUAUGGAAAAUAUGAUAUUCAAUCCCAACAGUCAGGUUUUGCCUGCUGUUCCUUGUCAUUUUGUUUAACCCAGAGACUGAAAUAUUGAUGUACAAAUCUAUAAUAAAUCGGUCCAAAUGCAAUAGUCAUGACAUUUUUAGUUGUAGUUUUAUCAGGCAUGUAUUGCUUUCCAGUCCUUUUUUUGUUUUCCAAGAGGCACACAACACCUAGUCUGAAUGUAUGCUACGAACGCUUGAAGGGGACUCGCAAUGCCCCUUCUGGAGUGUUUGAGAAAAUGUCCCUUUUCAAUGUUUGAAUCAUUGUUCUGUGUUACUGUACUUUUUUCUGUAUAUAUUUGGCAUAAAAGUGCUUGCAACUUAACUUGGUGUAUUUGAACAAUAAACUACUUCAAAUAACA
Carcharodon carcharias (great white shark) is the source of this 1890-nucleotide messenger RNA. It is a transcript of the gene ppp2cb, whose product is annotated as protein phosphatase 2, catalytic subunit, beta isozyme. Gene Ontology annotation, biological process: mitotic cell cycle; peptidyl-serine dephosphorylation. Gene Ontology annotation, molecular function: protein serine/threonine phosphatase activity. NCBI's taxonomy places the organism in Eukaryota, Metazoa, Chordata, Chondrichthyes, Lamniformes, Lamnidae. Gene Ontology annotation, cellular component: cytosol. The record is from RefSeq and is a predicted model, not a curated record. The transcript is spliced from 7 exons. The coding region runs from base 357 to 1286 and encodes 309 amino acids.